UAAUACUAUAUAUAGAGUUACUUAUAAGUUAAUUCUUAUUUAUUUCUAUCUUUGGCGACACUAUAAAAUACUUAAUUCUAUAAUUCUGUAAUUCUGUAAAAUACAAAGCCUGAUUUUCUCUGCUACAGCAAAAGAAGGAUAAUAUUCUUUUGAUCAUUGAGCCGUUGAUAACCGUUUUAGGCCACUUGGUAAUGGACUAGCAGAAAAAGAUGAUUUUGUGUUGAGACAUUAUGCCAUUUAAUCAUUCUGUUGUAUACUUUUAGAUUUGGAAAUGUAUCGGACUAUCGCUUUUGAGGAUGGACCCAGUGAAAUCUUCUCCGUGGACUCGUUACGAGAGAGUAAAAUCGAAACAUUUCGAGGACACAAAACAUCGCGUCGCACAAUUUUGGUUUGCUCGCUAAUCCUGAUAGCAACAGCAGGUCUUUUAGCAACAUGGAUAUUUGUAGCAAGACCACAUUUUUACCCUAAAUUAGGGGUUUAUACACGUUCAAUUAGUUCAUAUGAAAAAACGGACUUUAUAAAUGAAAAAAGAAUUUUUAAAAAUUCCAGACAUUAUUCUCGCGGAAGAAGAGCAGUCAAAAAUAACGCAAUACCAGAUAGAACUUUUAAUAUUGAAAUUCUAACUAAUCAAAGCAACUUUCCAGUAAGCGACGGUCGUUUACCGCUGGACAUUAUACCGGAGGAAUAUUUUCUAGACCUAAAGAUUGAUGUAGAUUCAGAUAAUUUUACGGGAUCGGUAAAACUUAUAUUUACAUGUGAUCGAAAAACUGACAAAAUAAUAUUUCAUGGUAGAAGGAUAGUCCUCACCAAUGCAUCUAUCAUACUAGAAAAAAGAAAUGUAUUAUAUAAACGCCUAGUUUACUUAAAGAAAUUUGAGCUGUUUGUUUUGUUGUUAGAUGGCGAACUGAUAGAAGGAAAAAAAUAUGAAUUAAACUUGGAAUAUACUGUUGGGUACGGGAAAAAUUUAGCUGGCCUUUAUAAAAGUAAUUACACAAACCAGGGUGAAGUCAGGUCAAUAGUUUCUACGCAUUUUGAACCCACAGAUGCUCGAUCAGCAUUUCCUUGUCUCGAUGAACCAUUCUUUAAAGCCAUAUUUCAUGUCAGUAUCACGCACCACAAGAACUUAACAGCAUUAUCAAACAUGCCUUUAAAACAAACGAGCAUUGUUGACAACCAUACCGUGCAUGAUGAAUUUGAAGCUUCUGUGCGUAUGAGCACCUACUUGGUAGCAUUUACUGUAAAUGAUUUCAAAUAUAAAGAAACGAAUACAAGCAGUGGCAUCAAGGUUCGAGUUUACGCUAGAGAAGACGAUUAUAACAGAAUAGAUUACGCUGUUGAAGCUGGAGCUAAAAUUAUUUCGUUUUACGAAGAUUUUUUCCAAAUUAAAUAUCCCUUACCAAAACUUGAUCUACUUGCUGUACCAGAUUUUAUGGCCGGUGCUAUGGAGGAUUGGGGUCUAGUCUCAUUUCGUAGUGCUUACCUCAUCUUCGAUAAAGAAUUAAUGACUGUUGAAUACUUGCGUCAGGUAACGCUGGUCAUCGCGCACGAAUUGGCGCAUCAGUGGUUCGGCAAUUUAGUCACUAUGAAAUGGUGGAAUGACAUCUGGUUAAACGAAGGUUUUGCAAAUUUUGUCGAGAUGCUUGGUACCAAUCGCGUUAAUGAGGAAUUCAAUGCGUUGGAUAUUCAAGUACCGACUGGUUGGCAGGCAGCCAUAGGAUCAGAUUCGUUAAGAAAUUCACAUCCAGUGAGCCAGAAUGUUUCAAAAACCUCCGAAAUUGAUGAAUUAUUUGACACUAUCUCCUAUAACAAGGGCGCUGCUCUUCUGCGUAUGGUGCAAGGAUUUAUGGGAGAAAACUUUAUAAAAGGUGUGAAGUCAUACUUGGAGGAGUACAAAUUUUCAAAUGCUGAGACGGAUGACCUGUGGAAGCAUCUAUCAAAGAGUUCGGACAGCAAACUUGAUAUCAAAUCUAUUAUGGACACAUGGACAAUGCAACGAAGUUUUCCAAUUUUAACACUACACCGUGGUAAUGAUUCGAAAUUUAUCGUAUCACAAGAAUCCUUCUUAGAAGCGAAAUCGAAAUUACAAGUCGAAAACUCUACAAAUAUAACAGAUGUUGAUGACUUUAAUGCAAGUGUAUGGCAGGUGCCAUUGACGUAUAUAUCUGAUGAAUCACUGCAACCCAAAACAGUUUGGUUGAAAUCAAAAGAUACCAAACUGGAUCUCGACACCACAGUGUCUUGGAUGAAAGCGAAUGUUGAUUCUAAAGGUUUUUAUAUUGUGAAUUACGACAACAGUACAUGGAAGGCACUACAAAAGCAGUUGGUGGAUAACCACGAGGUGUUUUCUCCAAUAAACCGUGCUGGCCUUCUUCAUGAUGCGUUCAAAUUAGCUUGUGAGGAACUUCUAGAUCCAAUAAUUGCGUUGGAAAUGACGAAAUAUCUAUCAAAAGAAUGGGCGUAUAUUCCAUGGGCAAUGAUGCGUUCAAGAACUGAAUGUUUAUAUCCAUUGGUACACGAGAAGUCUGUCAAAUUAAAGCUAAAGAAAUACUUUUGGAAGCAACAAUCGCAUCUUAUUACCAUGUCACUGUUAGAUUAUGACAAUGACACUGUAAAAAGAAAUCUCACCAUAUUUGAAAGAUUACAGAUCAUGGAGUCCUUCUCUUUCGUGUUAAAACAUCACUUACGGAACGAUUACAGAGAGAGGGUACAGGACAUAUUUGAGGAGUUGGUACAAGGAAAAAAACUUCCCAUAACAGCUGAGAUUCGAGCCCUAGCACUGACAUAUGGAUACAACUCAACGAAAGAGAGUCAUUGGGAUUACUUAUGGCAGUUGUAUGUAAAAAGUGAAGUUGAUACUGAUAGGAAAAUCGUGAUGAAAGCUUUCGCACAAUUUAAAGAGAAAGAAAAAGUCGCGCAAAUAUUGGAGCGCUCAUUGGACAAGAAUACCAUGCGCGUGCAAGAUACGAUUCCGUUGCUAGCAAAUAUUGUUAAAAUCGGCUCUCGUCAGCAAGUUUGGGAAUUUGUUGUAAAGAAUUAUGAUAAUUUCAGAGAGAGGUAUGGUGGUGGCUAUCAGUUGGGACAACUCAUGAAUGAAGUUGCAGGUGGUUUCAGUACAUGGAAACAAUAUAGAGAGGUUAAAGAGUUCUUCGAUGCACACCCAAUCGGUGCGAAAGGUUCACGAACGGAAAAACAAAUUUUAGAGAAAAUUAGAAAUAACAUCCGACGUCAUGCUGAUAGAGAUUCGAAUAAAAUGGCGAUUGAAAAUAUCAAACAUUGGUUGGAGCAAGAAGAAAAUAAAUAGAGAAUAGAAAACGAAAUAAAGUUACAAAACAAUGAGACUCAAAAGUCUUUAAAAAGAUUAAAAAAAAUUAGAUGUAAUGCAUUGAACUAAAAAAUAUUAAGAAAAAAGUUGUGCUCAAAAAAAUUUUAUCUAAUCAAAAAACAAAACAAGUUUUGAUAAAUUUUGUACAGAAAACAUUAUAUUUAUACAAUUAUAAUUAUAUAUUUAUAUUGUUAGUUUGUAUUACAUAUUUUUAACACGUGAUAAAUAUAUUUAUUUAUAUCAA
Hydractinia symbiolongicarpus is the source of this 3566-nucleotide messenger RNA. Its product is annotated as endoplasmic reticulum aminopeptidase 2-like. The record is from RefSeq and is a predicted model, not a curated record. NCBI's taxonomy places the organism in Eukaryota, Metazoa, Cnidaria, Hydrozoa, Anthoathecata, Hydractiniidae. Gene Ontology annotation, cellular component: cytoplasm. Gene Ontology annotation, molecular function: metalloaminopeptidase activity; peptide binding; zinc ion binding. Gene Ontology annotation, biological process: proteolysis; peptide catabolic process. The transcript is spliced from 16 exons. The coding region runs from base 272 to 3301 and encodes 1009 amino acids.